GCAUCCGGCACCAGCUCACUCUCCACCUCUACCAUGGACCAGGCAGUUGCAAAACGUAUCCUGCAGGAACUCAUCAAGAAUGAAGAACUCGGGAACAAAAAAUGCAUAGACUGUGGAAACCCCAAUCCGCAAUGGGCAUCCCUCAGCUUCGCUGUAUUCCUCUGUCUUCAAUGCGCGGGUGUACACAGAGGUUUUGGCGUUCACAUCAGCUUUGUGCGAUCCGUUUCGAUGGAUACCUGGCACGAAGAGCAAAUCAAACGCAUGAAGCUCGGGGGUAACGCUCCCUUCAAAAAAUCUAUGCAGGAGUACCCCGCAGACGGAGGCUGGAAGGAUGGAAUGAGCUCUUAUGACACGUACCAUACAUGGGCUGCUACGCAAUAUCGCGAGAAGCUGGACGCGGACUUGGCAGGCAAACCCUGGUCGCCAAGCUCACCGCCUGCUGGUACUGCCGCUCCAUCGGGGUCUCUCAGCCCGCCUAACCGGCCAGGGUCGGCUCAAGGACUCCGCAAGUCUAGGGCAUCUACUCGUAACACACCUAGCAGGUCGGAGUCGCCCUUCAGUGGCUCACCUGCGUCGACUCCAAAUCCCCCUUCCACUGCUUUCCAGGACCAGAAAGCCGCGAACGAAGCCUUCUUUGCGAAUCUUGGUCAGGCGAACGCUACCCGUCCUGCCGACCUUCCUCCUUCUCAGGGCGGGCGGUACCAGGGUUUUGGUAACACGCCCUCCCCAGCGACGAAUCCCUCCUUCGGCUUGUCAUCUGCAGCUGCGCCUAGUCUCAGCGACUUCCAGGGGAAUCCCGUUGCCGCUCUUGGAAAGAGCUGGUCGUUAUUCUCGUCGGCUGUGGUAGGCGCCACACGCACUAUCCAGGAGAACGUCAUCCGACCCGGCAUGGAGAAGGUCAGGGACCCUGAAUUUCAGGCUAGCGUCAAGGGAUACGUCUCUGAGGCGGGCAAGCGCGCCGGAGAGGUCACCCAAUCGGCGAACACCUGGACGAAGCAGACUCUUGGCGUCGAUGUGGCGGAGAGCGUGGGUGGUGCUGUGGGCGCGGUGAGAGGCCGGAUGGGUGCUGGUCCGCAGCAUCAAGGCUAUGGCGUCGUACAGCAAGGCCCAGUUGGAGAGUCGUCGUCGCUUUACCAAGACCACGAGGAGGAUGACUUCUUCGAUCAAUACAACUCCCCACUGUCGUCCAGCCAUCCCAACUUCCAGUCUCCCACAGCUGCCACCUCGCUCACCUCAAGAAGCAAUAGCCAUACGGCUAAGAAGAGCGUCGAUGAUUGGGACGAGUGGAAGGACUUCUGAAGGAUUGCGUCACGAUUCUCCUCGGACCAUAGAUCGGCUAUUUACUGGAUGGCAAUUAUUUUGGUUUGUGUAUUGGCUUGUGCAACGUGUAGACCCAUGCUGUACAUCAUCAUGACAUAACGGAGUUUCAGGCACUCCGUCCGAAGAUGUAACAAUCAGCUGUUGC
Messenger RNA from Phanerochaete carnosa HHB-10118-sp, 1465 nucleotides. RefSeq lists its product as uncharacterized. Gene Ontology annotation, biological process: regulation of ARF protein signal transduction; regulation of endocytosis. The transcript has 5 exons. The record is from RefSeq and is a predicted model, not a curated record. Lineage: Eukaryota; Fungi; Basidiomycota; Agaricomycetes; Polyporales; Phanerochaetaceae. The coding region runs from base 34 to 1299 and encodes 421 amino acids. Gene Ontology annotation, cellular component: Golgi membrane. Gene Ontology annotation, molecular function: GTPase activator activity.